This is a messenger RNA of Emys orbicularis (European pond turtle), 567 nucleotides long. RefSeq names its product INO80 complex subunit C (gene INO80C). The record is from RefSeq and is a predicted model, not a curated record. The coding region runs from base 1 to 567 and encodes 188 amino acids. Gene Ontology annotation, biological process: chromatin remodeling. Lineage: Eukaryota; Metazoa; Chordata; Testudines; Emydidae. Gene Ontology annotation, cellular component: Ino80 complex. The transcript is spliced from 5 exons.
AUGGCCAGUCUGGUCCCAGGGGCAGCGGCUCUCGCCGCCCCGGGAGCGGCCCGCAGCAAGAAGCGUCCGGCGAGCCCGGGCAACGGCAGCGGCCCCGGCCCCAGCAAGAAGAAGAAGGUGGCAGCGAGUGUGUUUGUUCUGCAGAGUGUAGGUGCAGAGACCAUGAAUGAAAAUAAAUUUAUGACUGUGGAUCCCAAUACCGGGCCAAUGGAAGCCGCCAUCAAACCAUUGCCAUUUAAGGAUCCAAACUUCAUUCACUCUGGCAUUGGUGGAGCAGCAGCUGGCAAGAAGAACAGAACUUGGAAGAACCUAAAACAAAUUCUUGCUUCUGAAAGGGCAUUGCCAUGGCAACUCAAUGAUCCUAGUUACUUUAAUAUCGAAGCUCCUCCUUCCUUUAAACCAGCCAAGAAAUACUCUGAUAUUUCAGGACUUCCUGCAAAUUAUACAGAUCCACAGAGCAAGCUGAGAUUCAGUAGCAUUGAAGAAUUUGCUUACAUUCGGAUGCUUCCUUCAGACGUUGUUACAGGUUACCUGGCAUUAAGAAAAGCAACGAGUAUAGUUCCCUAA